AUGGAUAAACAUCACUUUUGCUUUGGUUGUGGAAAAGUUCGAUCUAAGGCUUUCCAGAAGAAACACAAACCCAAACCUGGGCUCCCCCUUCUACCAAACUACUGCGGAAAAUGUACUGCCGAAGUAAGGGUAAACGAAGGUUUGGACGAGAUUUCAGUUCUCGAAUUGACAGCACAGUCGAUUCGACCUCCGGAGCACGAUGGCAGUGUUGCAGAUACUGCUUCCUCCACUGUUGCUGACUUAUUUAGACACGGCUCACCACAUUGCAAUUCAGAUUUGCCAUCAGAGGAACUUGGUGUCAAAACAUCAAAGUCAAGAAACCCAGCGAAGCUCCGCCUUGGCCAUGCAUCGAUUGCAAAAAGUUCAUCUGCUCCGGUCAGCCCUGCUGAAUCGUCCCCCUUUUAUCCUGGACGUAGAUCAGGCUCGGCCCAGCGUCGAGCACAAAGAGAACCGGCACCGCACAUCAACGGCGAGCACCGACGAAAAACUCAUCAUUUGGUUGUUCAAGGGGAGUAUCAUGCCCCGUAUGUUGAGGAGGCAGACUCCGCUUCUGAAAACAGAAUGUCUCUCAGGAACCACAGCCGUGUUGAAAGUCUAGGCGAUGAAGCUUUCUCUAAGCAAUACCGAGAAAGGAGUGGCAGGAAGAGCAGAAAGGAAAGGAUUGGAACGGAGGGCCAGAAAUUAGCUCCGAUGCAGAUUCCGGGUGUCAUCUAUGAACGCACUGCAGCUUUACAAUCCUCCAAUUCGUCGGGUGAGGGAACUAUACAAUGCGAUCUCCGUAUCGACAGCAGCGGACAACACCCUAAGUUGAAGAUGACAAGGGAGAGUCCGCAGUAUAAUCCACAAGAUCUUCCUCAUCAAGGCUCGUUCCAUGAACCGUCCAGGUUCUCAAAGGGCGUCUUCGGAAAGAGCAACAAGGAUAGUGGCUGUGGUUCUGGCCAGGCGAUUCGGCAAAAGUCGCCACUUGCCGACAUUGAAUGCUCUCAUUAUACUACAACAUUCAGCAAUAGAGAAGAUGAUAAAUCUGAAACUCGCACUGCUGCUGCUGAAAAGCCUGAACCGGCCCGAUUUCGGUCAUCUCGAGGGGCGUUUGGGCCGGACUACAGUCCCAAACAGUCUCACUUCAGUAUGUUUCAAUUUGGCCGGACAGGCUCUAAUCAGUCAGGAACCAGAAGUCCAGAUGCAACAGAGAACAAUAGGUCGGCGCCGAGGGCCGAGUGGGAAGAAAACAACUCGCAAAUCGGUACGGGCGAAUACUCCCAGCCAGGUCAUAGAAAUUCAACCGCCCCGUCCUUUUCUUCAGGUUCAAACGCCAGCAAGCCUACAAACAAGUUCAAACCACACAUCCCCAAUGAGACAGCAUACGCCCGCUCCGUCUUCACAGAUUAUUCCCGCUCUACCGAUAAUCCAUACUACAAGCCCCGAAGUCGCCCAAUCCACAAUGCCACCAACAGCGAGUUUUGCAGCACAUGGGACUGGAAGAGCAACAGGGGGGCGAGUACCCAGAACCCAAGACCCUAUGACUGGCACUUUCACGAUGGUGUACCAGAGCCUAUAAUUGAGGAGCCAGCUUCGCCGCCUUCGUCGCCUGUCCAGCCAACAAAACUGCUUGAGUUUCACAUUCCAAGGGACGACUCCUCAUUGUGGAAGCCCGAAACCGAAGAGGAUAAUAAUUGCUUAGCAGAACGUAUCGAUCUUGACCCUACUGUGUCGUUCUCGGAAGUCACCGAGCCUAUGAGCGCAAUUACGCAAUAA
Messenger RNA from Metarhizium brunneum ARSEF 3297, 1755 nucleotides. RefSeq lists its product as uncharacterized. NCBI's taxonomy places the organism in Eukaryota, Fungi, Ascomycota, Sordariomycetes, Hypocreales, Clavicipitaceae. The record is from RefSeq and is a predicted model, not a curated record.